AACCUCACUCUCUCAUCCCCUUUCAGGAAAAUAUAGCCAAGGGAGAAUAGCGAAGUGGGAGAAGAGAGAGUAGGCGAGUCGCUGUGAAACCCUAACCCUAGAAUGGACAGAUCAUCGGAGAAGCAGAAAUCAAGCCGAAAACACCGAGAUACCACCGAUCGUGAGAAAGACAGAGAUCGAGAUAGAGAACACAAGCAUCGAAGCAGCAAAGACAAAUAUGUGGAUAUAGAUGAAGAUCGUCACCACCAGUCAAAGCACCGGGACAGCGACGUUCGUCACCGCAGAGAAGAUAACCACCGUAGGGCUUCGAGAGAGUACUCUAUUGAUCGCGAGAAAUCAAUUGAGGCAAGAAGCGAAAGAGAGAGAAGCAGAGAUCGCGAUAAGCGCGAGAAAUCGUACGAGCGUGAAAUUAAGCACGAGAAAUCGAAUGACAUAGAAGGAUCGGUGGAAAGGAGGCAUUCGCAUUCGCAUUCGCACAAGAGGAAAGGGAGAGGGGAGAACGAGGAUUUGAAUGGAGGUGGUGAGAAGAGAGUUAGGGUUUCGGAGGACAGGAAGGUGAUGGUUAAGUUUGAGGAUGGGGUUGAGGAUGUCAAGGAGUUGAACGGAGGUGAGAGGAGACGGAGAAGGAGAUUCGAGGAUGGUGAGGCCGAAGAUAGAGAGGAGAGGAGAGAGAGGAAAAGGUUUGAGGAUAGAGUGAAGAAGGAAGAUAUAGAUGUUGAUGAGGAUGGGAAUCAAGGGGUUUUUGAAGAUAAAUUGGUGAAGGAAGAGCCCGAGGAUAAGCCGGUUGAUAAUGGGGGUGGUUUCGGUGCCAAUGGUGCUGUGUUUGAACCACUCAAUGUAGCAUCAAGGGCUUUACCUGAGACCUCAUUGGCCCCUAGCCAUCCCCCUCCUACCAAGGUAUCUUUGAUUUCUACCACAACUGAAAAUAAGGGAGUUAAUAUUGACAGAUCUCAUGAGGUUCCUGGGAAAUCCAGUACAGAUGGGACAGCUUCAGAUGCUGGCAAGAGUGGAGGGUUAUCUCUUGAUGCCUUAGCAAAAGCAAAGAGAGCUUUACAAAUGCAGAAGGAGCUCUCAGAAAAGCUGAAGAAGAUUCCUCAGUUAAACAAGGAUGCUGGCUCAAGCUCAGUCGGAAGUCCCCAAGUGGGAUCAAAGGAGGGUUUCAAAGCCUCAUUUGCUAGUUCAGGAAUUCUUCACACACCUGUCUCCUCAGGAACUGCCGCUGUUCCUGUUCCUGCUGGAGCAACAUCAAGUGCGUCAGCUUUACCUCCUGCUGCUGUGACACCAUCUGCAAGUGAUAUCCCUCAUCUUGCUGGGCUUACAGCACAAAAGUAUGAAGCUGUAAAACGUGCACAAGAGCUUGCUGCAAAGCUGGGAUUUCGACAGGACCCAGAUUUUGGUCCCCUGAUAAACAUGUUUCCUGGGCAGAUGCCACCUGAGGUUACUGUCCAGCCAAAGCCUGCCAAGGCCCUUUUUCUUCGUGUGGAUACACAGUUCAGGGAAGUUGAUGAGCAUGGUAAUGUGAUAAAUAUGCCUAAUUUGAAGACCCUGAGUACCCUAAAGGUCAACAUCAAUAAGCAGAAAAAAGAAGCAUUCCAAAUACUCAAACCUGAACUGGAUGUUGAUCCCGAGGAAAAUCCUCAUUUUGAUGCCAGGAUGGGUAUUAACAAAAAUAAGAUUUUGAGGCCCAAGAGGUCAUCUUUUCAGUUUGUAGAGGAAGGCAAGUGGUCAAAAGAUGCUGAGCAUAUGAAGUUUAAGAGUCAGUUGGGAGAAGCACAAGCCAAAGAGCUAAAGGCAAAGCAAGCACUGCUGGCAAGGGCUAAGGCAGAGCCCGAUAUAAAUCCAAAUCUGAUAGACGUAUCGGAGAGAGUUAUCGUCAAAGAAAAACCAAAGGAACCAAUUCCUGAAAUUGAGUGGUGGGAUGUGCCUCUUAUGAAAUCUAGUACGUAUGGAGACAUUGCAGAUGGUAUCAUAAGUGAAGAUAAUCUGAAGAUGGAGAAGAUCACUAUCUAUGUUGAACACCCUCGUUCUAUUGAGCCCCCAGCUGAACCAGCUCCACCCCCACCUCAACCCCUGAAGUUAACCAAGAAGGAGCAGAAGAAACUCCGCACCCAACGGCGACUGGCUAGGGAGAAAGACAGACAGGAGAUGAUUCGCCAAGGUCUGAUAGAACCUCCAAAACCAAAAGUUAAAAUGAGCAAUCUCAUGAAAGUUCUUGGCUCUGAAGCAACCCAGGAUCCCACCAGGCUUGAAAUGGAAGUCCGAAGUGCAGCUGCUGAGCGUGAACAAGCUCAUGUGGACAGGAAUAUUGCACGCAAGCUCACUCCUGCCGAACGUCGUGAAAAGAAAGAGAGGAAGCUUUUUGAUGACCCAAAUACUCUUGAAACUAUAGUGUCAGUAUACAAGAUUAAUGAUCUCUCACAUCCCCAGAGUCGGUUCAAGAUUGAUGUUAACGCCCGGGAGAAUCGGUUGACCGGUUGUGCAGUAAUUUCAGAUGGCAUUAGUGUCGUGGUGGUUGAAGGUGGAAGCAAAUCUAUUAAGAGGUAUGGGAAGCUUAUGCUUAAGCGUAUAAACUGGGCUGCUGCAGUGAAAAAAGAUGAGGAUGAAGAUGAAGACGAUGAGAAACCCAUCAAUAGGUGUGUGCUGGUUUGGCAGGGAAGCGUUGCUAAAUCAAGCUUCAAUAGGUUUUUUGUUCAUGAUUGCAGGACUGAAGCUGCUGCCCGUAAAGUUUUUUCUGAUGCUGGGGUUGCUCACUAUUGGGAUCUUUCUAUAAACUUCACGGAAGACCAAAUAUAAUUUGGAAAUUUUUGAUGAAGUGUUUUCCCUCUAAUUGGUGGAACUUCUGUUUGAUUUGAGAUGCUUUUCUCUCAUGUUAUGGUCCAGUUAUUGGCUUUUAAGUACUGGUGAACAGAGUGAGGAGUGCUUGCUCGGUAAGAUGGUAUUCACUGGAGAUGGUCAUCCUUAAUUUUUUUGAGUCGGGAGAUUUGUCGAUCAGGUUUUUCUGUGUGACUGAUGUUUACUUGAUGGAGGAGGAAGACCUGGAAAUGAGUGUCUUCCGGAAGUUCACUUUUUGUGUUAUGGCAUUCCAUUCUUUCUCAACCAUCUUGUGAGGCUUAAAUGCUGUGUUAGUACUUUGCUGCACUGCCUGUGGGGUUGAAUCUGUAGGUGUAAGUACUUUCAAAAGUUUGAAGUCGCAGGUGUUAUGGGAAUAUACCGAAAUCUCAAUCUGAAAUGAUGAUUGCGUCUUCCGAACCUCUAUCUACAUCAUGUCUUGCUUGUCUACCGUGCAUGAAAUUUGGCUCGAGUCAUGGAAAUCUCUCACUAAUCUGAGACUUGUGUCCUGGCAAGACUUCGCCCAAUGCACGGAAUUCUCCAUACCAGGAAUUGGAC
This is a messenger RNA of Ilex paraguariensis (yerba mate), 3387 nucleotides long. Lineage: Eukaryota; Viridiplantae; Streptophyta; Magnoliopsida; Aquifoliales; Aquifoliaceae. The record is from the annotation of a GenBank genome assembly.